CCCGGGCUGGCGGGGGCGGCUGGCGGGCCGCGGGCAGGAGGGCGGGCGGCGGGGCCGGGACCGACCACGAUGCCCCGGCGGAAGCAGAGCCACCCGCAGCCGGUGAAGGCGGAAGCCGAGGACGGCCCCGAGGAGACGGCGGGAGCGGCGCUGGUGCUGCCCGGCGACCUGCUGCUAGGCCGCGGCCUGGCCUGCGAGAAGGGACCGCCAGCAGAGGCACUGGUGGGGAAGAUCGCCAUCCCAGCGUACGCGCUGAGCGACGACGACUGCUCCUCCGGGUACCAGCAGCUGAGCGUGGACAGCGACCCUGAGGAAGGCGGCGAGCCCGGCCCUGCAGCGCUGCCCUGCCGCCAGUGUGGGCUGCAGCUGGCUGCCAGCCUGGGCCAGAGCUGCCUGCAGUGCGCCGGCACCGAGGGCGGCCGCAACCAACGCAUCGUGUACACCUGCCAGCUCUGUCCCUUCGCCUCCCACUACUCCAGUCACCUCAAGCGCCACAUGAAGACACACAACGGGGAGAAGCCGUUUGCGUGCCCGCAGUGUGCCUACGCCUCAGCCCAGCUGGUGAACCUGACCCGCCACCUGCGCACGCACACCGGGGAGAAGCCCUACCGCUGUACGGGCUGCAGCUUUGCCUGCAGCAGCCUGGGCAACCUCAAACGCCACGAACGGGUCCACAGCCAGGACAAGCCCUUCCAGUGUGCCGCUUGCGACUACCGCUGCAACCAGAGCCGCAACCUGAAGCGGCACAUGCUCAGCCACCGCCUGCCUGAAGGCGAGGGGCAGCACCAGCAGGACAAGGACCCAGAGCCACUGCUGCCGGAGCUGAACCUGCACAUGGGCAGCGGCACCGGCCCCUUCCUGCCCGGCUGCGCGCGGCUGCGGGGCGAGGAGACGGCAGCGCUGCCCGAGCUGCUCUUCCCCUUUACGUGCCGCAUGUGUGGGCUGGUGCUGGACGAUGGGUUCGCACAGGACGAGGGCCUGGCCGAGCAGGUCUGCGGGCGCUGCAGCCUGGCGGUGCUGGGCACCGAGCCGGGCGCCAGCCCUCGUAAAGGCACCGGGGACAAAGGCUUCGCUUGCAGCCUCUGCCCCUUUGUCACCCACUACCCCAACCACUUGGCACGGCACAUGAAGACGCACAGCGGGGAGAAGCCGUUCGCCUGCCCGCUCUGCCCCUACGCCUCCGCCCACCUCGACAACCUGAAGCGGCACCAGCGUGUGCACACGGGUGAGAAGCCCUACAAGUGCCAGCUCUGUGACUACGCCUGCGGCAACCUGGCCAACCUCAAGCGCCACGGGCGCAUCCACUCGGGUGACAAGCCCUUCCAGUGCAGCCUCUGCAGUUACAGCUGCAACCAGAGCAUGAACCUGAAGCGGCACAUGCUGCGACACACGGGCGAGAAGCCCUUCCAGUGCCGGGACUGCACCUACACCACUGGCCACUGGGACAACUACAAGCGCCACCAGAAAAUCCACGGCCACACGGCUGAGAAUUGGGUCAACCCACGCAACGCCAAAGCCCUCCUGGCUCCUCCUGCCGUGGACACGGCCCUGCCCUGAACAGCACUUAGUCUGGCUGCAGGGGCUUGGCCCCACGCUGGGCCCUGGGGGGGCCACAGGGCACCCCAGUCCCUCAUCAGCUGCGGCCCCUGCCCUCCCUGGGGGAGGGAUGGGCAACAAAUUCCCCUGGGCUCAGGGCUGCCUUAAGCAGGGCCCACUGCCCUGGGAGGGGUAUCUUGCAGCCCUAUGCUGCCUGUGGUGGGGCCAUGCCCUUGCCACCACAGGGUGGCACCAGCCUGUUCCUCCUGCCCGUCAGAGCCUUCCUCCGCCAGCAUAUGGGGAAAGGGAGGAGGGGGAGAACAGGACUGGUUCUGUGGCUGCUGCCAUACCGGUCAGUGUAAUUUAUAUUGUGUAUAAAAGCAUUAAACAGUCAGUUUUGUUAUCCGG
This is a messenger RNA of Phasianus colchicus (ring-necked pheasant), 1944 nucleotides long. It is a transcript of the gene ZNF513, whose product is annotated as zinc finger protein 513. Gene Ontology annotation, biological process: positive regulation of transcription by RNA polymerase II. The record is from RefSeq and is a predicted model, not a curated record. Gene Ontology annotation, cellular component: nucleus. Lineage: Eukaryota; Metazoa; Chordata; Aves; Galliformes; Phasianidae.